Messenger RNA from Priapulus caudatus, 1533 nucleotides. RefSeq lists its product as uncharacterized. Bases 1 to 1533 code for a protein of 510 amino acids. Gene Ontology annotation, molecular function: nucleic acid binding; zinc ion binding. Lineage: Eukaryota; Metazoa; Priapulida; Priapulimorpha; Priapulimorphida; Priapulidae. The record is from RefSeq and is a predicted model, not a curated record. The transcript has 2 exons.
AUGGGCUUGGAUUUUGCCCGGGCAGUGAACAUUGCUAUCGAGACUGAGGAUGCCGCCCGCGUCGCCAAGGAGACAGUCUACGGUGCGAAGUCCAACCCCGUGAACAAGGUCAAGGAGCACAAGCCCUUCCAGAAAGCCCAGUCGCCAAAGGAAGGGGGUGCCAAACCGAAGUUCAAGUGCUACCGCUGUGGCAAGGACAACCACCUAGCCAAUGAUUGUCGCUUCAAGAACGCCAUCUGCAACUUUUGCAAGAAGCAGGGUCACAUCGAACCGGCCUGCAUGCAGAAAGCCAGGGAUGCCAGACACCCUGUGAAGCAGAUUACCCAUGAGCUGGUUAACAUGGUAAUGGCUGACGACGAUUCAAUGCCCAAGCUGGAAGUGCCGAUCGAAAUCCAAGGGAUCAACCACGUCGUUGAGAUCGACACUGCGACGAAUGGAAACUUCGUCACAGAAAAUUUCUGGAAGAAGCUGGGCAAACCAAAGCUGGAGAAGCCGAAGUGGCGAUUCGAGUCGGCUAGCAAGCACGACCUGCCAGUUUUGGGUACAUUCACCGGAACUACCACGUUACCGGGAUCAGGAUUCAAGCACGACAUCCGCUACAUCGUCUCCACGGUUCCAGACCUAAACCUGCUAGGAAGGGCAGCAACGGAUCGAUUGGGAAUCUCGGUCGAUAACGCAAUGCAGUCGGCAAAACGCGAAGUCAACGCUGUCUUCGACGACCUUCCGACCGACAAACGGCUUCAGGCCGCCUGUCGAAAGCUAUGCGACCAGUACCCAGACCUGUGGAAAGACGAACUCGGGUGCCUAAAGGAUUUUGAACUCGAGGAGGACCUGGGCAAAGCCUACGAUGAUGGUAUCAAAAGAGGAGUCUGGAAGCCUGUGCAAUUCUGCGACUACGGCACACCCGUGGUUCCAGUCCGAAAGACGCAUACACCUGGCAAACCGAAGCCCAAGAUACGGGUAUGCGGCGAUUAUUCGGUGACGGUCAAUCCCCAGCUGGAAACACAUCGUCAUCCGAUGCCUCUCCCAGACGAUCUGAUGCGGAAACUGGGAGGAGGAUAUGGCUUCACGAAGAUUGACCUCGCAGAUGCCUACAAUCAGGUUCAACUAGCCACGCUCAGUCAAAGACGGCUAGCUCUGAACACUCACCGGGGAGUGCUGCUACAACUUCGAUUACCGUUCGGGAUAAAGUCAGCCCCCGGGUACUUCCAGGAGAUUAUGGAGCAGCUGACAAGUGACCUCCAGGGCGUUGCAGUUUACAUGGACGACAUACUGGUCAGCGGCAAGGACCCAAACGACCACGUGGAGAAUCUCCAGCGCCUCCUGCAACGACUCAACGACCGAGGACUCCGAUGUAGGCUGGAAAAGUGCCACUUCGCACAACCCAGCGUGGAGUACCUUGGACAUCGGCUAUCCAGGAAUGGAAUUGCGAGGGUCCGAAAGUGGAUGCCGUCCGCCAAAUGCCGGAACCGACUAACGUGUCAGGUCUCCGAUCCUUCCUGGGUUCCGUCCAGUUCUACGGAAAGUUCCUAG